This is a messenger RNA of Durusdinium trenchii, 1806 nucleotides long. NCBI's taxonomy places the organism in Eukaryota, Dinophyceae, Suessiales, Symbiodiniaceae. The record is from the annotation of a GenBank genome assembly.
AUGCCAGGCAUUGACUGUGAUAGCGACCAUCGGCUCCUCUCUGUCCACAUUCGUAUCACAACUCCAGGUCAGCAUCCGUGGGGCCGCUCGCGGCCGUUGGACAACUUGUCUCGAGUGCCCCGUUUGAAUGUGGCACGGCUCCAGAACCCCGACGUUGCUCAGGCCUUCAACGAGGCAGUUUUCGAUCUCGUCCGCGAUGAUUUGGCCUCCGACCUGAGCCUCUGGCAGUACGCCGUCCGGCGUGCUGCCGAGCAUGUUUGCGGACCUUCCAUCCGUCAUCGGCGACCCCUGUGGCAGGUGGAGAAUUCGGCAGCUCUGCAAAAGCUGGCUGUCACGAAACAGCAAGCCUUUCUGGGCCUUGAUGGGUCUGCCUCCUCCUUUCAUCAUUAUCGAUCGGUAAAGAAGGCCUGCCGUCGGGAGGUACGAGUCAUCCUUAACCGUUGGUGGAGUGACCGGGCGGCCGCUAUACAGCUAGAAGUUGACACUAAGACUCCGAAUCACCAGUUCGCAGGCUUCAAGGAAUUGCGUCAGGUGUUCGCGCCUGGACACCGGCCGGCGUCUAAAUUGAAGGGGCGUGAUGGCUCUCUUCUGCGCACGCGAGCUGAACGUGUGACACGGUGGGAAGGGCACUUCCGGGACUUACUCAACGUUGAGGCACGGGUUGACCCCACCCUUCUUGACUCGCUGGCUUCCUUACCGGUUUACGCACCAUUGGCUAACACGCCGACAUUCGCGGAGGUCCUUGCUGCAGUGUCGCAACUCAAGCGGGGUAAGGCUCAUGGCCCGGAUGGUAUCCAACCGGAAUUGCUUAUGCACCUUGAUCACGCUAACCUUCGGGUUCUUCACGAGUUUCUCUGUCGCAUGUGGGAGGGCCUCGAUCCUAUGCCUGCCGAAUGGAAAUCCAAUUACUUAGUUCCACUUCCCAAGUCCGGUGACGGUACCUUGCGCAAGUACUCGACAUGGGAGACUCUAAUGCUGCACGAUUUAGGGUACGCGGAUGAUGCUGGAUUUAUUGCUGAUACCUAUGAACAACUCGCCUCCUGGGCCAGGGCUCUACAAGCUCACUACUCGACGUGGGGCUUGUCGCUCUCCGUUGCCAAAACUGAGGCCUUAACCACUGCGGCGGAAGGCGGUCGUGACCCCAUCUCGAUGGAUGCUCCUGAGGGGGCUCCGUCGCAGAUUCAAUUUCUUUUCCAAUAUUUGGGUACCCAGAUCAGUCAGGACGGAAGCUGCGUGUCGGAUAUUUCCCGUCGACUAGACUUGGCCCGCAAGGCCUUUUGGCAACUCACCGCCAACGUCUGGGAUGUGGCCCAGCUGGCUCUUUCCACUAAGCCCGUGCGGGCGACGGCCGCCCGUGGCGACAAAUGGUUUACCAAGUUGCUCCGUGGCGCCACCCUCGGGCUGCAGAAGGGGCGUGACCAACUGGCAGCCCAACUUGAGCGCGUCGCCGCUGUGGCUGUCAGAGCCUCUUCUGAUGCUGGUGACGCUCGGGCUGAUCUGCAGCUGGUUUUCUUUCUGCAGGGACGCAUCCACACCAAGGCAUUGGCUGCCCUCAAAGACUACCCGACCGGUCCGGCGGCUAUCCACAGUGUCGGUCAUCUGGGCAAACCUCGCGAAGAUGCACCUUGGAUUGCGCCGGUACAAUUCACUGGUUCCAGCGUGGGCCGUCGCCUCCGUGAGCUGUGGGCCGAUCCUCACUUGGGUUGUGUCUUCAGCAAAGGUCCUAACGGCUGGCCUGCCCGGGUUUCCCCCAAGCGGUCUGCCUCCGAUGCCGCAGACGCCAGGCGGUCGCGAGCCCGACGGUAG